AAAUUAUCCCUCAGCUGGACGCUUCAACUAGUUCCACACUGAUCACCGUCAUGUCCGCUAGCAAACCCAAAGUACUUUUCCCGGCAUACUUGAACGAAGCGCUUGUUCGCGAGGCGCUUGAAAGUGGCCUGGAGUAUCCGGCGCGCACCAGUGUCAAUAUCGAUCAGUUCAUCGUGCGAACGGCAACUUCCGCGGGCGAUAACUAUUUGAGCGAUGUAUUUCGUGUGUGGGUUCGCUUCAGCCGGAAAUCGGGUCUGGACCGCUUGGAAGAUGAAAUUUCGUUGAUAGUGAAGUGUAUGCCUGAUACCGGAUUUCGGGGACCCGUGAUCGGAAUGCUCAACGCGUACGAAAAAGAAGUCUACAUGGUGCGGAACGUGGUUCCUGAACUGUCCCGUUUGAUGAAUGGAGAGAAAUUCGCUGCCAAAAUAUUCUACGCAACUACCGACCCAAUUCGGAUGAUCAUCUUCCAAGAUCUGAAAGUCCUGGAAUUCACAAUGGCUGAUCGUACCCUGGGAGGCCUAGAUUACAGCCACUGCAGCACAAUAAUGCGUAAGAUUGCCAAAUUUCACGCUGCUUCGAUGUUGUUGGCCAAUAGCAACAAGCCAAUGGCCGCUGAGCUAACGAAACGCCUAGAAUACGGUUUCCUAAAUCCACAUAUUCCCUUGGAGGACAAUACAAUGCUGGACAUUUUGGCCAACGGUUUAACAUCGCUGGUAACGUGUGCGGAAAAGCAUUGGACUGGUUUUAAUCCGAAAAUCGUAGCUAAAUUGAAACGUAUGAUGCCACACUAUAAAGCUCGUAUCCAGUCUUGCCUGAAUCAGAAAUUUUCCAACGGUUAUAAAGUCGUUAACCACGGGGACUUGUGGAUCAACAAUAUCCUGUUCCAGUACGAUGCCAACGGAAGCCCAAAGGAUGUUAUGUUUGUUGAUUAUCAGCUGAGCUGCUACACCAGCCCAGGGAUAGAUUUGAACUAUUCGCUUGUGAAUUGCCCUACCUACGAAGUGCGGGAGAAUCGCCGAGAUGAGUUGGUAAACGUAUAUCAUACAACAUUGAAGGCGAUUCUGAAAGCUGCAGACUACCGGGAUGUUCCAACAUUGGAGGACGUCCGGAAUGAGAUCAGGAGAAUGAGCUUCUUUGGUGUCAUUGCAGCGGUCUCCAUUCUUCCGAUCGUAAUGAUGGAUACCUCAUCAGGUGUGGACAUUAGCUUCGAUGCUUUGGUGGACGAACAUAAAGCGGAUCAGUUGCGUUUGUUGCAGUACAAUGGGGAGCGGUACCGGAAAUCUAUGAGCGUAUUGCUGGAAAGAUUUGAUCGCGAGGGGCUACUCGAUUAAGUUACGAAUGGCUUUCGGUGCUGGAUAAUUGUCGGAUGUAGAGACAGACAACCUAUCAUUCACGCAAAACGAUCACCUAUCAUACAGAUGUGACAUAGCACAAUAUCAUCAACGAUAACUACAUCGUUGAAAUGAUAUAAUGAUGAUUCACAUUUGCAUCCAUUUGAGGCGAAACACAUAACAGCUCUGCUAAUAUUUGGAAAUGAUUUAUUACACGGUAAAUACUUUCGAUUGCAAAAAUUAAUUAGUAGCAAUUGAUAUUUUUUAUGAUUGCAAUUCAUGCAAAUACAUAGGGAAAGCACUAAUUUUCAACCUACGAGAACUCUGUGCAAAUAUUCGGUUUUUCAUACAUAAUAGGUCAAGAACGUAUAAAUGAGUCGAAAACUAGAGCUAUGUCGAUGAUUGGUGAUCUUCCCCUACCAAAGUGUU
Molecule: messenger RNA, 1760 nt
Organism: Aedes aegypti (yellow fever mosquito)
Lineage: Eukaryota; Metazoa; Arthropoda; Insecta; Diptera; Culicidae
Exons: 3
Coding region: 51-1331 (426 amino acids)
Source: RefSeq, a predicted model, not a curated record